Molecule: messenger RNA, 994 nt
Organism: Acanthopagrus latus (yellowfin seabream)
Lineage: Eukaryota; Metazoa; Chordata; Actinopteri; Spariformes; Sparidae
Gene: nts
Product: neurotensin
Exons: 4
Coding region: 207-674 (155 amino acids)
Cellular component (GO): extracellular region
Molecular function (GO): neuropeptide hormone activity
Source: RefSeq, a predicted model, not a curated record
CAACCAACCAGGAAACUGCGAGGAAGGGGAAGAGUGUUCAGAGCUGGAAGAGGAGAAGAAGAGGAAACAGCAGCAUCACUACGAAUUCCCUCUCCAGCCUCUUUAGCUGUCUGUGUCUGACCCUUUAACCUUAUGGACUAGAACUCCUCAGGUGUAUUCUUCAGUGUUGGAUCCUUGUUUUCGUCUUUGUCCGAUUUCCCGUCAAGAUGCAGGCACAGCUGGCGUGUGUGCUUCUCCUCUGUUUCACAUGUGGCGGACUCUGCACAGACGUCGACCAGGAUCAGCGGGCGCUAGAAGAGGAGCUCCUCAGCAGUAUCUUCACUUCUAAGAUGAAACAGAAUAAGCAGAGUGCCCCCUACUGGCGCGUGUCACUGCUCAACCUCUGCAGGAUGGUAAACAGCCUGCGGCAGGAGUCGUGGAGCAGCGAGGAGGAGGAGGACAGCGAGCUGAGGGAGGGGAGCCUCCAGCUCCUGGAGGAGCUGUACAACUUGCAACACAUCUGCCGAGCGCUGCAGAGCCGGGAGGAGAGGCUACUGCACAACUCUCUAGAAUAUUUAGAUGAGAACAUUGACAGUCCGCUGAAACGGAAAUCACCCUACAUCCUGAAGAGGCAAGCGGCGCACACCACCAAGUCCCGGAGGCCUUACAUCUUGAAGCGGAGUACGAUUUACUGACAGCCAUCCCGGGGGCCGAGGCGAUGCUUCAGGGGACCAGACCAUCUUUCUGUGAAGAUGUGAUCGUGUUUUUUUCCCUCUCUUCUUGUUGCUGCAAUGUUUUUACUUUCCCCAUCGUCGUUUUUAUCCAGUCAGACCCUCCGAUUGUAUGUCCAGUGUUGAGGCCUGAGUGUAUUCUGCUCCUCAAGUAAAGGUCCUGAAAAUAAAAUCCUGAGCAUCGGGCAAAUUGCGUAACUCUAAGAAACUAUAUUUAUUUACUCUAUUUCUUCACUGCACACUAAGUCUAUUUUCUUUCAAAAUACGAUUAAAGGAUUCAUGAU